Messenger RNA from Polistes dominula (European paper wasp), 1227 nucleotides. RefSeq names its product delta4-sphingolipid-FADS-like protein ifc (gene ifc). Gene Ontology annotation, cellular component: membrane. Gene Ontology annotation, biological process: ceramide biosynthetic process. Lineage: Eukaryota; Metazoa; Arthropoda; Insecta; Hymenoptera; Vespidae. Gene Ontology annotation, molecular function: sphingolipid delta-4 desaturase activity. The record is from RefSeq and is a predicted model, not a curated record.
AUGAGUUAAACAAUCAAUAUUACCGAUUGAGCUGUGAUUUUUUAUUAUUUAAUCAAGAAAUGCGCGCAUGUGCGCGCGUGUCAAUAUUCAUAUCUCGUGCCAGCGUGAUAUAUAUAAGAAAAUUCAAUGAAACGCUAUCCGGCAAAUAUAAUAGUUUAUUAUUCGCAAAAGUUUACGUUAAGAAAACAAAAUGGGACAAAGGGUCUCGAGAACAGACUUUGAAUGGACUUACACCGAAGAACCGCAUGCUAGUCGUCGUAAAAUAAUAUUAGAAAAAUAUCCACAAAUAAAAAAAUUAUUUGGCUACGAUCCUAAAUUUAAAUGGAUAGUAACUGGAAUGGUUUUAGUGCAAUUUUUAUCUUUAUUUAUUGUAAAAGAUUUAAGUUAUCCUAAACUUUUUCUAAUGGCAUAUUGUUUUGGAGGUAUAAUUAAUCAUUCUCUUAUGCUUGCCAUUCAUGAAAUAUCACAUAAUCUUGCCUUCGGACAUGCUCGACCUAUGGCCAAUAGAAUAUUUGGUCUGUUUACUAAUUUGCCAAUAGGGAUACCAAUAUCAAUAAGUUUUAAGAAAUAUCACCUGGAACAUCAUCGGUAUCAGGGAGAUGAAAAACUUGAUACAGAUUUACCAACUUUAUUGGAAGCAAAAUUAUUUUGUACUACAUUUGGCAAAUUUUGUUGGAUAUGUUUGCAACCAUUUUUUUAUGCCUUUCGUCCUUUAAUAACUUAUCCAAAAGUACCAAUAAUGUUUGAGUAUAUUAACUUAAUAGUACAAUUAAUAUUUGAUGCAAUUUUGUGGUAUUUUUUUGGUGGCAAAGUAUUAAUAUAUUUAAUUGGAGGAUCACUUAUGGCAAUGGGACUACAUCCUGUAGCAGGUCACUUUAUAUCAGAACAUUAUAUGUACAAAAAGGGAUUUGAAACUUAUAGUUACUACGGACCUUUAAAUUUUAUAACAUUCAAUGUUGGUUAUCAUAACGAACACCAUGAUUUUCCUGCUGUACCUGGUUCACGAUUACCUGAAGUGAAACGUAUUGCAUCUGAAUUUUAUGAUGAUCUACCUAAACAUGAUUCUUGGACAUCUGUUUUAUAUGAUUUUGUGAUGGAUCCUGAAAUUGGUCCAUAUGCAAGAAUGAAACGAAAACAUAAAGGUUUAAAAUCAUAGAUUAAAAAUAUUAUACUUUUGCUAAUAAUUAUUAUUUACAUAUACUUAAGUACAGAAAUUCUAUUAUCAUU